Drosophila ananassae is the source of this 1229-nucleotide messenger RNA. RefSeq lists its product as uncharacterized. Bases 106 to 1089 code for a protein of 327 amino acids. Gene Ontology annotation, biological process: hemolysis in another organism. The record is from RefSeq and is a predicted model, not a curated record. The transcript has 2 exons. Lineage: Eukaryota; Metazoa; Arthropoda; Insecta; Diptera; Drosophilidae.
UUUCAGUCGCUUUCGGUCCGUCAAAGCGGGAGGAGUGCCACCAGGAGUCAACUUAUCUUCCAGUUCAAUUGAAAUUAGAAAAAAAAACCAAGAACUCGAGACGUCAUGGGUACUUUCAGUAAACAGGCUGACAGCAAUUGGGAAAAGAAACUUGCCCUCCUCUCAAGAGUAGUCGUCAAAUACAACAAGGAGUUGGACACGCGGGUGAACUUCCCUGCGCUGCAGAAGGCCAUCGAUGCCAUCGACGAAGCCAUGCUGGGGUACCAGGGUGACGCCAAGAAGGAGCUGGACAAGGUCCGAGCCUUGAACACGACGGCGCGGCGCACCUAUGAGAAGUGUGUGGGCUUGAUUUUUGAGUGGGCUGUCUCGGCGUCGAAUACGUUCAAGACCGUCCUGCCCGUCAUCCGGGUCAAGGAUUUGUCCAAGGACGACAGAGACAUCUUGUACACAAUAGUCUCCGAGUCGGUCACGAAGGGUGUGCAUAAAAUAGCAGCCUCCCUUGAACUAUUGGAGGAUGUCCUUAAGAAUGCAUCCGAGCUGAGCGACCUGUUCAAGUCCAUCGAGCACAAGGUCCACGAUGACUUCCAUUCGGAGAGUGGCUACUACUGGAAGCAGAAAGAGGAGCUGGAGAAUAAAACCCACGAAAUCCAUAGAGGACGAACUGCCCUAAUUUUUGGAGGUAUUGGUGCCAUCUUUACGGCCUUGGGCGCCAUAAUAUUCGGACCGAUUGGGGCUGCUGUUGGCUUGGCAGCCGGAGUGGCGGUGGCCUAUGGAGUGAAGACCCUGGUGGAGUGGAACGAGAGGAAGGACCCCAAGGAACAACUGAAGGGCAUCCAGUGUUGUUUCGAAAUCAUAACGAAAAAAAUCAAGGACGCCCAAAAGGUGCUACGCGACAUAAUAGGAGCCCUCGAGGAAGAUCGCAGCAACGUAAUCGUCCUUAAAGGGACUUGUGACAGUGCAGACCAAGACAAGGCCUUAUUGAAGAUGCAGAGCACGGUCGCCCGGAACCAGUUCGCUGACAACUUGAAGGAGUUACAGAAACAGUGCGAAGAUUAUGCCAAGUGGCACGGAUACGCAGCCGGGAAAUGAUUGCCCUGGAGUUCCCGGAUAACUUGGAUAGCCGGCUGCCCCUGUACUUCCCAUCCGGAAGCCAUACAAAUAAAUAAUUAAUAAAUAGCUGUGUCUGCGUAGCCUUCCUGGGGGAAGGCUGGCUCCAGAGAUCCUCUGAA